This is a messenger RNA of Mycotypha africana, 1873 nucleotides long. RefSeq names its product aldehyde dehydrogenase domain-containing protein. Gene Ontology annotation, molecular function: aldehyde dehydrogenase (NAD+) activity. The record is from RefSeq and is a predicted model, not a curated record. Bases 114 to 1598 code for a protein of 494 amino acids. The transcript is spliced from 4 exons. Lineage: Eukaryota; Fungi; Mucoromycota; Mucoromycetes; Mucorales; Mycotyphaceae.
AUAUAAAAGAGCUGUCUAUUUCUCUUGUAGCUCCUUUUUUUUAUUAUUUAUUCAAUUUUUAUACUGUUAUUGAAUAAGUUCCUUUCGAUCAAACGUAUACUCUGUUAUAAAAUAUGUCUCAAUUCAUCGUAGAAACUGCCACUCCUAAGGGUUAUCAAUUAAAGCUUCAAACCGGUUUGUUCAUCAACAAUGAAUUUGUUGCUGGUUCCGAUACGAUUGAUACCGUCAACCCUGCCAAUGGCAAGGUAAUUGCUUCUGUUCAAGCUGCUGAUAAAAAGGAAGUGGACGCCGCUGUUGAUGCCGCUUCGAAGGCUUUCCAUGGACCUUGGGGCAAAAUGACACCUAGCAAACGUGCCGAACUCAUGCUAAAGCUCGCUGAUCUUAUUGACCGUGACAACGAAGUUCUUUCUCAAAUUGAAAGUCUCGAUAAUGGUAAAGGUAUUACGUUCUCUCGUUUAUUCGAUGUGAAGCAGAUUGCAAUUACACUCCGUUACUUUGCUGGCUAUGCUGAUAAGAUUCACGGUAAAGUUAUCGACAUUGAGGGUGCUUUAUGUUAUACUCGUCACGAGCCUAUCGGUGUUUGUGGUGCUAUUAUUCCUUGGAAUUUCCCUUUGAUGAUGUUAGGCUGGAAGCUUGGUCCUGCCCUCUGUACCGGUAAUACCGUGGUCGUCAAGACUUCCGAAAUGACACCUCUCUCUGCGCUUAAGGUUGCGGAACUUAUUGUCGAAGCUGGUUUCCCACCCGGCGUUAUCAACAUUAUCACCGGCUACGGUGCUAUUGCUGGUGAUGCUUUGGCCCGUCACAUGAAGGUCUCUAAAAUCGCUUUCACUGGAAGCACGGCUGUAGGUCGUCAUAUCAUGAAAGCUGCUUCUGAGAGCAAUUUGAAAAAGGUCACCUUAGAGUUAGGCGGUAAAUCUCCCAAUAUUAUUUUUGACGAUGCUGAUUUGGAUCUUGCUGUUCGUUGGGCCCAUAAGGGUAUCUUCUUCAAUCAUGGUCAAUGUUGUUGUGCCGGCAGCCGUGUCUAUGUUCAAGCAUCUAUUUAUGACAAAUUCCUUGAGAAAUUCAAGGAAUACACUAAACAAACCAAAUUGGGCCAUCCACAUGAUGAUGAUACAUUCCAAGGCCCGCAAAUUUCGAAAACACAAUUUGACCGUAUUAUGACUUAUAUUGAAAAGGGUAAGGAAGAAGGCGCCACUUGUUAUAUGGGCGGUAACCGUUGGGGUAACGAAGGUUACUACAUCGAGCCUACUAUCUUCACUGAUGUAAAGCAAGAUAUGACCAUCGUACGUGAAGAAAUCUUUGGUCCCGUUGUUACCGUUUCCAAAUUCGAAGAUGUGGAUGAUGUGGUUCAUAUGGCUCUUGAUACGGAUUAUGGCCUUGCUGCCGCUGUCUUUACUAAGGAUACUGCCCGUGCCAUUGAUGUUUCUAACCGUUUGCAAGCUGGCACAGUUUGGGUCAACUGUUAUAAUGAAUUAGAUUAUAACACGCCUUUCGGUGGCUUCCGUCAAAGCGGUAUUGGCCGUGAAAAUGGUGAAUACGCUUUGGACAACUAUCUUCAGGUCAAGACUGUCAAGAUCAACGUCAGUCGUCAACCUUAAAUAACCUUCAUCUUCACAUUCUUCAUUUCAAACAAAUCAUUAUUUUUAUAUCUUAUAACAUUUUAUACUAUGUUCUUCUAUGACACUACUAUUGUAAAUUCAAUAUGAUUGCAUGAGAAAGAGUUAUUUCAUAAUUGCACUAUUACCCUUUAUGUCACAUUGUACGUUCCAAUCCAGUAAAUAUCAAUAAACCUGUGGUUAACAUUUCUUCUGAACAUCUUCAUUGCAAAAUACAUACACUUUUGCAGUUCUAAGCACGGUUCAAAUAGGACGGC